AUGUCGAGAUUCAUGCUGCCCGUUGUGUUCUUUGGCACUUUCGGCUAUGUUCUGAUGAGCUGGUUUCCGACGGAGUUCGGACGCUUCGUGGGCGGUGGUGGCGUCGAGAGGACGAUCACGCGGUCCCAUCUCGAGAGCCUCCACACACCGGGCCGUGUCGACAACGGCGGCUCCCGUCGACUCCGGCUCUUCAUGCCCGCCGACGGGCCGAGCGUCAACCUCUGCAAGACCAUCAUGUCGGCCGUCGCGCUGGGCUACCCAACGCCCACCCUCUUGAACUGGAACGGCGAGUUCAACCGCCCGGACUGGCACUUUGCCGGGUCGCACAUUGCGAAGCUGGAAUCCCUCUUGGCGGCCAUCGACGACCUGUACGAGCGGGACGACAGCGACGUCAAUGAGAACGAUCUCCUCCUCCUCGUCGACGCCUACGACGUCUGGUUCCAGCUGCCUCCGUCCGUUCUCAUCGAGCGCUUCCACCGGCUCAACCGCAAGGCCGACGCCCGCGCGCGGAAGCAGUGGGAGGACCUGGGCCUCAAGCCCGACUUCCCCGUGGCCCCGCCCGCCCAGGAAAUCGUCGUCACCACGGCCAAGGACUGCCAGCCGACAUGGGAGUCGGGCUCCGACCCGCGCUACGAGUACUGGCCUGACUCGCCGUUGCCGCCCGACUUUUACGGCAACGAGACCGACCAGGUGCUGCCGUACGUCUUCGACUCGGCCCGCAGGUACAGCAAGAUGCGUCCGCGGUGCGUCAACAGCGGCAUGGUCAUGGGCACCGUCGGGUCGCUCCGGGGCGCGCUGCGCAAGUGCAAGGGCAAGGCCGACGCGGCGGCGGCGGCCGGGCGCCAGCUUUGGAGCGAUCAGGCUCUCUUGGCCGAGGUCAUCGGGGACCAGGAGGUGUGGCGGCACUGGGUGCGGGGGCUGGCCGCGGCCUGGAACGGCAUCGUCUCGCCGGAGCGCCCGGGGCGGCUUCCGCGGGAGGUGCGGCGCAUCGCGGACGCGGCGCUGGCCGGGGAGGCGUUCGAGUUCGGCAUCGGGCUGGACUACGAAAGUUGCCCGGCCCCCCUCUCGGGCCACACCUGGGGCGACCUGCCCCUCUACACGGACUUCUUCUUCGGCACACCGCCCGUGGGCAUCCACCACAACGCCUACGUCUUCGGCCUGAAGGCGUGGCGGCUGGAGCACUGGUGGAACCUGACGUGGUUCUACCCCCACCUCCGGGGGCUGGUGACCGAGGCCCUCGCGUCCAACAGGAAGCUCACGCCGCUGGCGAGGUUCCCGCUGGGUGCCGACGGUGGGAGCGAGAUGGUUUACUGGGCGUCCGGGGAAGGGCCGGACGAGGCGAGCGUCAAGGUCUUUGACGGGUCCAAGGAGCGGACGGGGUAUUCGUCUGUCGGGUGGGACGGCGUGUGCCAGAAAGGGGAUAGGAAGUGGUAUGACGUGGUAUUCGCCGACGGCAAGGGGCCGUUGGCUGCAUAG
Messenger RNA from Colletotrichum graminicola M1.001, 1476 nucleotides. RefSeq lists its product as uncharacterized. The coding region runs from base 1 to 1476 and encodes 491 amino acids. The record is from RefSeq and is a predicted model, not a curated record. Lineage: Eukaryota; Fungi; Ascomycota; Sordariomycetes; Glomerellales; Glomerellaceae. The transcript has 3 exons.